This is a messenger RNA of Dothidotthia symphoricarpi CBS 119687, 1239 nucleotides long. RefSeq lists its product as uncharacterized. The record is from RefSeq and is a predicted model, not a curated record. Bases 224 to 1165 code for a protein of 313 amino acids. NCBI's taxonomy places the organism in Eukaryota, Fungi, Ascomycota, Dothideomycetes, Pleosporales, Dothidotthiaceae. The transcript has a single exon.
UGACAAUCUACCGAUCACCGACACGACUGCAAAUUGGCCCGCGUACAAUUAAUAGUCACCUCAGAUUUUUACCGCACCAUUGACAGACGGCACUGUAAUGCGCAGCGGUGCCACGACUGUAACACCGAAAAACGUCUACAUGACUCGACCGGAACAAAAGACGAUAGCAAUGGUCCAAGGUGUGCCAAUGGCGUAGGGUUGUGGCUAUGUAGGAGGUGCCAAUAUGGGCCACUUCGGCGGAGUUUACGGCAACUUCAGUUUCUUCAAUACGGCGCUGUUGGAGAUGCCCGUACCCCACGUUCACUUGCCAAUCAGCGGCAAUGAAACUAAAGAAAACAUUGUCAAAUGGAUGUUCCAAUUUGAUGCCACAGUGCUACUAUCGAAUCCAAGCACGGCACGGUCGAUCGCGGACCAGUUGACCAGGGAGGGCAAGACCAUGGAAAGUGUGCGGCUGAUUUCAUAUACGGGAGAGUCAUUCACGAAGGGCUUGCGGGCCGCGUACAAGAAAGCGUUCCCCAAUGCCGUGGCCUACCCCAGUCUCUAUGGUAGCAUUGACGCCGGGCCUAUUGGCAUUCCGCCACACCCAUACCAAGGAGGUGAUGACGACGUGGCGCCGACAUAUAAGGUCCUCGCGCCUCUACUCGUGAUGGAAAUCAUGGACGAGAAUGGCAAGCCCAUCAAGGAGAACGACCAGAAGGGUUCUAUUGUUGUUACGCACCUCAUCAGACGCCUACAACCCAUGAUACGUUAUCCCACCGGCGACAUUGCCAGCUGGGCCGACUACUCCAACGAGAUCUUCCAGCUGCACGGCCGUGACUCAGUGGGCCUUAAGAUUAUCAAUACUCAUCUUCCGAUUGCAGUGCUGCGCGAAACAAUUGAGGAGUCUCUCGGUGAGGGUGUGUCACAGGGUUCGCAAUUUGUAGUGCGCCGCUCGAAUGGGUCUGAUGCACAAGAGCUCACGAUCCGCAUUGUGGCCAAGGAGCCCGCCAACGCGGACAGUGUCCGCGAGAAAAUCAAUACUAAGUUUUGUCAGAUCAGUGCAAAGUGGGCGGAACAUCAGAAGAAUGGUUACAUUGCGCUAUUGCAAGUCGAGUGGAUUUCAGUAGAUCAACUACAGCUAAAGGGUUCGGGCAAAGUCAGUGAUAUCUUAGAAGAAAGGUUCUAGAUUGAUGCCGUAGUAGUAUACGAUGUUGAAGGAGACCUGAGAGGGGAUAAGGUGGGGGAAAAGCAUAUUGCGCA